Messenger RNA from Podarcis muralis (Common wall lizard), 2579 nucleotides. The record is from RefSeq and is a predicted model, not a curated record. NCBI's taxonomy places the organism in Eukaryota, Metazoa, Chordata, Lepidosauria, Squamata, Lacertidae.
AGUUUCAUCUCCAGGAAUUCAGCAUAACUAGUUUUGUCAGGGCUGAGCCUCCAGUGCCAGCCUGAGGGGAGAUGAGGGACUGUGCCAAUGGAGCAGAAACACACCAGAGCAAGGGGGAAUUGCUGUCGCUCAGAGAAAGUCUCAGCGGAAGCCUUAGGACAAGACUUAUAUGCAUUACGAUGUAUUUAAAUUUGAUUGGUUGGCAACUGAAUUCUAGAAAGUUCUCUAGUAGCUCAAUUGUGAUUAGCUAACGUUGGUCACGUGGAAGGUAAUCUAGUGAAGGAGAGACUCGAUUUUAUGUGAAACAAGAUGAAUGUGUUUUAGAAUCCAGUUCCCAGGAUACUUGAGGACGCGCAAAAGGCCAGUUUUGGUUCUUCAGAAUGAAACGCUCUACUCCCAGAGGCGACCCUACACCAGCGAGGAUGAAGCUUGGAAGUCCUUUCUCGAAAACCCUCUUACAGCAGCUACCAAAGCCAUGAUGAGCAUCAAUGGGGAUGAGGACAGCGCUGCUGCCUUGGGACUGUUGUAUGACUAUUACAAGGUUCCCCGGGAAAGGAGAACGUCAGCAGUGAAACCAGAUGUAGAUCAUUCUGACCAAGAACAUGGCAAAAGGAACUGUAUACCGAACAUGGCGGAACAGUCGCUCAUUUCUGCUGGGGAAAACCGAGUGCAAGUCUUGAAAAACAUGCCUUUGAAUAUCGUUCUUCCGCACACUUCCCAGAUGGGUGUUGACAAGAGGGGCCACCUGACGACUCCGGACACGACUGUCACGGUCUCCAUCGCAUCCAUGCCCACCCAUUCGAUCAAGACGGAAACUCAGCCGCACAGCUUUACAGUGGGCAUCCCUCCAGCUGUUUAUCACCCAGAGCCACCUGAGCGGGUGGUGGUUUUAGACAGGAGCCUGAGUGCUGACCAGUUUAGCUCCAGCACCCAGCCUCAGAAUUCCCAGCGCCGUACUCCAGAUUCCACCUUCUCAGAGUCUUUCAAAGAAGGCGUGCAAGAGGUUUUCUUUCCUGCCGAACUGAACCUCCGGAUGGCCGGCAUGAAUUCUGAAGACUACGUGUUUGAAAGCAUUGCUGGGAACAACUUCGAAUACACACUGGAAGCUUCUAAAUCGCUUCGGCAGAAGCCCGGAGAUAAUACAAUGACGUAUUUAAACAAGGGCCAGUUCUAUCCCAUUACACUGAAGGAGAUGAGUGGUGGUGAAGGAAUCCAUCAGCCCAUCAGUAAAGUUCGAAGUGUCAUCAUGGUUGUAUUUGCCGAAGACAAAACCAGAGAGGAUCAACUCCGGCACUGGAAGUACUGGCACUCUCGGCAGCACACAGCCAAACAAAGGUGCAUUGACAUAGCUGACUACAAGGAAAGCUUCAACACGAUCAGUAACAUUGAAGAGAUAGCCUAUAACGCCAUUUCCUUUACUUGGGACAUCAAUGACGAAGCAAAGGUCUUCAUUGCCGUAAACUGCCUCAGCACAGACUUCUCAUCUCAGAAAGGUGUCAAAGGGCUUCCUCUGAAUCUUCAGAUUGACACCUACAGCUACAACAACAGGAGCAACAAGCCAGUCCACAGAGCUUACUGCCAGAUUAAAGUCUUCUGUGACAAGGGGGCAGAGAGGAAGAUCAGAGAUGAAGAACGAAAACAAAGCAAAAGAAAAGGCAAGUGUACUGACCCCAGCUCCCAGCUGAAUGCCUUUUCUGACGUCAAAGUGCCGCUGCUUCCGUCCCACAAGCGUACAGAUAUCACUAUCUUCAAGCCGUUCAUGGACCUUGAUACUCAGCCAGUUCUCUUCAUACCUGAUGUUCACUAUUCCAAUCUUCAGCGGGGAGCUCAUGUCUUUCCUGUUGCAUCUGAAGAACUGGAGGGCGAAGGCUCUGCCAUGAAGAGGGGGCCUUAUAUCAAUGAAGAUGAUUUUGCUGCCACCCCGGUUAAGCUGUCUCGAAUAGAAGAACCCAAGAGAGUGUUGCUGUAUGUUCGAAAGGAAUCGGAAGAAGUCUUUGAUGCACUUAUGCUCAAGAGUCCAUCUCUGAAGGGUCUAAUGGAAGCUAUAUCUGACAAAUACGAUGUCCCUUUGGAUAAAAUUGGGAAAGUCUUCAAGAAAUGUAAAAAAGGCAUCUUGGUGAAUAUGGACGAUAACAUUGUGAAGCACUAUUCCAACGAGGAUACUUUCCAGUUACAGAUUGAAGAGGCGGCUGGAUCUUACAAGCUCACUCUCACCGAGAUCUAAAACCAAGCUCGUUGGGGCCUCUUGCGGGGCUUUUAAAUGAAGGUGGUGAAUGCAAAACCUCUCAUGACUUUUGUCCUCAGGAUUUAAAUGUGUCUCUAGGGAAGAAGCCAUUUGUUCUUCCAGGGAAGAGUAUAUUUUGGCUGUUGUUUAACAGUGCUUCCAACAUUUCUGUCCUCUUGGGAGCAACGCUGCACUUGGAAUAGAUAGACAAAAGACAAUGAAUUGGAAUUCCAAGAAACACACCCCAGAAUAUUUUUACUAAAGCACUAUGCAGUUACCUGCAUAUCCCCUUUGCUUAUUAAAUGUGUAUGUGUUUCUUCAUCAGCUUAGAGUCUCUUACUAGGCUCCCCCCCCC